Molecule: messenger RNA, 1288 nt
Organism: Momordica charantia (bitter melon)
Lineage: Eukaryota; Viridiplantae; Streptophyta; Magnoliopsida; Cucurbitales; Cucurbitaceae
Source: RefSeq, a predicted model, not a curated record
CGCAGGAUUUGGCCCACAAUAGAAUAACAACGCCAUCAAAUUGAAACCCAAAGUGACCCAUUCAUUCAUUCAUUCAUUCAUCGAUUGAUUGAUAAGAGCAGCAGAGCGAAACGAUUCUCAUGUUCGGUCGCCAAGGUAUGGGCGGCGGAAACAUCAUCAGAACCGCCAGCAGAGCCGUCGCCAGAGCCAGCGGCGGACUUCAAGACGCCGCCGCGACCGCGACUGCGACUAGACCUUCCUCUCCGACCUCCACUUCCCGAGCCACGCACCGGCACGGCGGCUCCGCUAAUUUCCACGGCCUGGCGUCGACCUCUGCCUCUUCGCAGAGCCACUGUCCGGUUUCCGCCACUUGCGGCGUCGCCGCCGGCUGGCCCUUCUGCAAUCGCUACUGCGAUGAGUUCGUGUGGAUUUCAGAGGAGCGCGAAAAUGGCGGUAGGGUUUGUUCUGAGGACGGCGUCGGUUGCUGGUCUGUUCCUUCGGUGGACGAGGUUCACGGCGCCGUCUCUGCGCUUCACCAGGUUUUCGGGGAAGAGAAGGAUGAUUCGGGUCGGGUCGGGAAGUAUAUGGGUUUGGCCAACCGGGUUUCUUCGGUCGGGUCCGGGUCGGACUGGGUUGAGCCGUGUUUGGAGCUGCAGAUGGGUGGGCGUGGAGUUGAAAGGGUUUUUGAUGCUUUCCAUUUAUUGCAGACCGACCCCUCAGUUCAGAGAAUGGUUAUGUCAGUAUCAUCAGAUAAAGCAGUUUGGGACGCCAUUCUAAACAAUCAGGCAGUGCAACAUCUCAAGAACUCCUUCUACGAAGCCAAAGAUGACAGUCCUCAGAGUUCAGAGGAAAGCUCCCCCGACAAGCCCCCCGACGAGUCGACGAGCGUGAUCCAGUGGAUGUUCGACAACACGAAGACGAGAGUGAUGGAAGUAAUUGAGAGGAUCACAGAGCUGGUGAACCACUUGUUUGAGAAUGUAAAUGAUGAUUAUGAAGAUGAAAAAAAGAGAGGAGCAGAAGCCAUGGAUCCCUUUGAGGAGAAGCUGAGAACUUCAUUCUUCAUCUCCAUUGUUGUGCUGCUGCUUGUAAUGGUGAGUCGAGCCCACAAGGCCUCUCAAUGAAUUUGACGACAUCAAACUUUGCUCCACUGAGCAAUCUCUUUCUUUUUUUUUUUGGUAAUUUUUUUCUUUUUUCUUUCUAAAUAAAUUAUGCAUAUUUUGUUCAUGCGUUGUUUUUGCAAUUCUUAGGUCACUUUUGGUGUUCUGUUUUUCCCAAUAGAUUGCUUGUUUAUGUCUUUUUUUUUCCAAAA